CCUUAGACGACGACUGGUCAUGGCAUCUACGGAUGAAAGUUUCCCCCGAGGGGGAGUGAAGCCGAAACCUGAUGGGAAGAAAGCUGUCAAGAGGCCGUUAGAACAAGAUAACCUGUUUGACACGCGUGAUGAAGGAAGAGCCCGUAAAAGGAAAAAGAGCCAAAAUGAUCCCAAGAAAACGAAAACACCGAAGCCUGCAAAAAAAGAACCCAAAAAGUCUGAUGCUGAGCUUUUUGAACUUCUCAAUGUGGAGAACUUGAGCGAGGGGGUGCUUCUCCUGGGCUGUGUUAAAGAGUCGAACGAUUUUGAGGUGGUCAUCAGCCUGCCGAAUGGACUCCAAGGAUUUGUGCAAGCGACCGGCAUCUCCGACACCUACACCAAAAAGUUAGCUGAGCAAGUGGAGCGAGAAGAAUUCCUGGAGGAUGUGGUGCCCCUGUCAGUGCUGUGCCCGCCGGGCAUGCUGGUGCGCUGUGUCGUGAACAGCAUAAAAACCACCAAGAAGGGAAGCCGGAGCAUCAGGCUGUCCUUGAACCCCAAAGAGGUCAACAGAGGGCUGAGUGCGGGGACCCUGAAGCCGGGCAUGCUGCUCACCGGCACCGUAUCCAGCAGAGAGGACCACGGCUACCUUAUCGACAUCGGGGUCAGCGAGUCGAAGGCGUUCCUGCCUCGGAAGAAAGCCCAAGAGUACAUCAGGGUGAGGAACAAAGGCAAUGAACUGAAGUUGGGCCAGUAUCUGUGGUGCCGUGUCGAAGAGGUGAAAGGCAAUGGCAGCAUCAUCCGCCUGUCCAUCCAAUCGUCAGAGGUUGCAUCUGCCUUGGCAACUGAAGAACAGAAUUGGACCCUCGAUACCAUGUUACCAGGACUGGUGGUUAAAGCGGUGGUCCAGAAGGUGACCGCUCAUGGCCUCUCCCUGAGCUUCCUCUCCGUGUACAAUGGCCUGGUUGACUUUUUGCACUUGGAUCCCAAGAAAUCCCAAAGUUACGUUGCCGCCCAGAAGGUGAAAGCUUGCAUCCUCUCCGUUCAUCGGCAGACCAAGACCAUCCGGCUCACGCUGCGCCCUCCCUUCCUGCAGCCUGGCGUCCUGCUCAGCCAGCUGUCCAGUAAUCUAGUCGGGGCCGUGCUGGAGAACGUGACUGUCCAGUGCCUCUAUAAGAAAGCCGGUGCCACCUUCAAGCUGAAGGACAAUACUCUGGCCUUUGCCCGGUUCAAGCACCUCUCGAAUUCCAAGAAGGCCUUCAAUCCUGAGAAUUUCCUGCCUGGAAAAACUCACAGAUGUCGCAUCAUUGACCUCAGUCCAAUGGACGACCUGGUUUUGCUGUCCCUGAAAGAGAAAAUCAUCAGUGCUCCAUUCCUGCGAUACCAUGAUUUGCAGCCCGGGCAGCUGGUACAGGGCAUAGUGAUGGCUCUGAGGCCCUUCGGGAUGCUGGUGAAGGUGAGCCAGAACAUCAAGGGCCUGGUGCCCCUUCUGCACCUGGCCGACGUGAAGCUGAAGCAACCCGAGAAGAAGUUUCACCUCGGAGACGAGAUCAAAGGCCGGGUUCUGUCCUGCAAUCCCAACGUGAAGAAGUUGGUGCUGACGCUGAAAAAGACCCUGGUCAACUCCAGCCUGCCAGUCCUCACCAGCUAUCAGGCGGCCAAGCCUGAGCUGCAGGCUCACGGCUUCAUCUCCAAGAUCAAGGAGGUGGGCUGCAUUGUCAGGUUCUACAAUGAUGUGAGGGGACUGGUACCCAGGAGAAGGCUUGGAGUCGACUGUUCCGAGGACCUCAGCGCCGUCUUCUACCUCGGCCAGGUCAUCAAAGUGACGGUGGUGAACUGCAACCCUGACCAGGAGAGAAUGCUCCUGUCCUACAAGCCGACGAUGGACUCGGCCCAGAACGCGCAAACGACACAGAGCCAGGCCAAGACACCAGGAAUAGCUGGGAUGCUGGGACAGAUGGUGGACGUGAAGGUGGUGAAGAAGACGGACGCGGGGCUGGAGGUGUCCAUCCAGCCGGGAGACGUGCCCGCCUUCCUGCCCAAGAUCCACCUGUCUGACCACGUCUCCAACGGCCAGCUGCUGUGGCACUGGCUCCAACCGGAUGACAUGCUCCACAAAGUCCUCUGCCUGGCUAGCAGCGGGGGCCGCAACAUCCUCUCUAGAAAACCGGCGCUGGCCUCCGCCGUGCAGGAGGGCCAGGUGGCAAGAUGCUUCUCUGAUAUCCAGCCUGGGAUGCUGUUCACCGGCUACGUGAAGAACAUCAUGGAUUACGGAGUGUUUGUUGAGUUGCCCUUUGGCUUUACCGGACUGGCCCCUAGAGCGGCCAUGAGCAACAAAUUUGUGACCGAGCCGCAGGACCACUAUACCGUGGGGCAGACGGUGACUGCCCAGGUGACGAACGUGGAUGAGGAGAAGCAACGCAUGUUGCUGUCCCUGCGGCUGUCUGACUGCAACCCGGGAGACCUUGCCGCCGUGGGCUUCUCCCUGCUCCGCCAGUGCUUGGAGGAGCUGCAGGGUGUUCGGGCGCUCAUGAAAAACCAAGAAGACAACACACUGAUCCAGUUUCUGGCCAGUUUGACUCCAGGGCUGACGCUCAACUUGAUCGUCCAAGAAGUGCUUGAGAGCGGCUCAGUGACGUUCAGCGGGGGCCCCGUGCCCGGGCUGGUGCUGAGCGCCAGUAAAUACCACGUAGGAGGUACCAAGUUGGAGCCCCUGCAACGGGUGAAAACCGUGGUCUUGCACGUUGACACUCUCAGAUUGAAGGUUCAUGUUUCCCUCCGCCCAGAGCUGUUAGACAGAAAAGUCAAAAAGGUGAAAUUGAAUGACCAACACAAGGCCCUGGUGCAGCACGUGGAGAAGGAAUUUGUGAUUGCUUCAUUGGUGGAGACUGGUCAGCUGGUUGCUUUCCCCACUGCCUCUCACUUCAACGACACCUUCCGUUUUGACUCAGAAAAACUGCAGGUGGGGCAGGGGGUGUCCCUGACCCUUAGGACCACAGACCCCGGCGAUUUCGGCCUCCUCUUAGCCACCGAGGGGCCGACGUCCAAGAGGGCCGUGGCCAAGCCCCAGGAGAAGCUGGGGCCCACCGGAGAGGCGGUCAAGAAGCACGCCUUCUCCAUCGGGGAGUUGGUCAAGGGGACCGUGAAGUCAGUCAAGCCCACCCGUGUCAUCGUCGCUCUGGAGAACGGGAUCACGGGCUUCAUCCACGUGUCGCAGAUCCUGGAUGAAGUCCCCUUGGGCACCUGUCCCACCACCAGGCUGAGAGUCAGGAAGCGGAUUACCGGCCGGGUCAUCGGCGGGAAAGACAUGAGAACACACAGGUUCUUACCGAUCACCCAUUCGCAUUUCACUCGGACCGUCCCGGAGCUGAGCAUCCGGCCAAGCGAGCUGAAGGCAGCCAGUACCGUCCUCAACACCCAGUCCUACGGCCGCACUCAGAAAUUUCGUGGAUAUAAGGCAGGAAAGCAGGUGAUCUGCUUUGUGAAAAAGUACAACAUAGUGGAGAAACGUUUGGAAGUGGAAGUCUCCCCCGACAUCUUGGGGAGAGUCCCUCAGCUGCUGCUUUCCCUCAGCUACAAGGUCUUGAGGCAUCCAGAGAAGAAAUUCAAGGUUGGCCAGGCUCUGAGUGCCACUGUGGUUGGCACAGACUCCUCCAGACAGUUUCUCAACCUAUCGCUUACAGGUACCCACAACCUGAAGAAAGGGACCAUCACCAUGGGCAAAGUGCUAAAGGUGACCCCCAACGUGGGCCUAACCAUCAGGCUCCCUUUUGGGCAUGUCGGUCAAGUCAGCAUCUUUCAUAUCCAGGAUUCCUACUCUGCAGUGCCCUUGGAAGGCUUCGAGCCCGAGAAAAUUGUCAAGUGUUGCGUGCUGUCCACGAAGAGUACCAUGGUGGAACUGUCCCUUAGGCUCUCCAGAACAAAGCCAGGCAGCCAGAAAGAAGUGGAAGAUCGCGAAGUCACCUCUCUUGACGACGUCAAGGAAGGGGAGCUGCUGAGAGGCUAUGUGAAGUCAGUGGAGCAUCGAAGAGUCUUGAUCAGCAUCUCCUCUACAGUUGUAGGCCGAGUCCAGUCCCAGUGUGUCAGCCAGUACUUCGUGUCCAGUCCAAAACUUUACAGCAAGUACCUCCGUAAAGGAAAGCUGCUUACCACCAAGGUCCUGAGUGUAAACAAAGAGCAGAAUCUGGUGGAGCUGUCCCUUCUGCCCCAGGACACAGGGAAGCAGGAUGUCUUCCCAGCCUCUCUGAAACUGCCUCUUCAUGGCGAGGAGAAGGGCAAGGGGAAGGAGAAUCUGACCAAGGAGAAGAAGGAGACACUGAAGGACAAACGAAAGAGAGGAGAGUCGGAAACCAAGAAGGAAGAGAUGCCCAGAAAAAAGAAGAAAACUCAGGCGUCUGAGGAGGAUGAGGAGGACAGUGGAGUUGAAGUGUAUUACCGGGAGGGCAAGGAUGAGAAGGAGACAAGAGAAAAGCCUCAGAAAAAGCAGACCAAGCCUGCGGAGGUUCCAAGACUGCAGCUCUCUUCAGCCUUCGCCUGGGACGUGGGUUUGGACACACUCACUUCAGUCAUGCAGCCGAAAGAAGACAGUUCAGAAAGCGAGGAUGAGGAGCAGCAGCAAGUCACGCUGAAAAAAACCAAAAAGGACAAGGAAGCGGAGAAACAGAAGGCCGAGAAGGAGCUGUCCCGGAUCGAGGCCACCCUGAUGGACCCCUCGCGGCAGCCCGAGUCGGCGGACGACUUUGACCGCCUGGUCCUGAGCUCCCCCGAUAGUUCCAUCCUCUGGCUGCAGUACAUGGCCUUCCACCUGCACGCCACCGAGAUCGACAAGGCCCGGGCGGUGGCCGAGAGAGCCCUCAAGAUCAUCUCUUUCAGAGAGGAGCAGGAGAAGCUGAACGUGUGGGUGGCCCUGCUCAACCUGGAGAACAUGUAUGGCUCCGAGGAGUCGCUGACCAAGGUCUUCGAGCGGGCGGUGCAGUACAACGAUUCGCUGAAGGUCUUUCUCCAGCUGGUGGACAUCUAUGCCAAGUCUGAGAAAUACACGGAAGCCGAAGAGCUGUACGGCAAGAUGCUGAAGCGUUUCCGCCAGGAGAAGUCCGUGUGGCUGAAGUAUUCUGCGUUCCUGCUGCGACGGGGCCGAUUCGAGGCAAAUCACCAGCUGCUGCAUCGAGCGCUCAAGUGCCUCCCGGAUAAAGACCACGUUGAUGUGAUUUCCAAGUUCACUCAGCUGGAGUUUAACCUGGGGGACGCAGAGCGAGCCAAGGCCAUCUUUGAGAGCACUCUGAGCAACUACCCAAAGCGAACGGACAUCUGGUCUGUCUACAUUGACAUGACCAUCAAGCACGGGAGCCAGAAGGAAGUUCGGGACAUCUUUGAACGAGUUAUUCACCUGAGCCUGGCAGCCAAGAAGAUGAAGUUUUUCUUCAAGCGGUACUUGGACUAUGAGAAGCAGCAUGGCUCUCCAGAGACGGUGCAGGCCGUUAAGGAGAAGGCGGUAGAGUACGUGGAGGGCCAGAGCUCACUCCUCGAGGGCUAACACCGUCAGUGGACGGGCCCUCCCCGUCCCUGCGUGGGCAGCAGGGCAGCCGUCUGAGAGAGGCACCACCGGCCUCAGAAUGGUCCUUGUAACUGUUGUGAGGGAAGAGACUUUAAAUGUACCUUUUUUUUUUAACUGAGACUCAGGACUCUUUUGAUGCCCCCUGGAUUUGGAUUCAAAGCAGCACUGAAUUUCACAUGUGUAACCUUGAUCCAGUGACUUUUCCUAAUUAUGGACUGAAGAUGCCUAUAUAGGAGAUUGACGAAUUAAAAGAACUCCUUGGCUCUGCCCCCUCUCUCAGGGACUACAGUGGUUCCGAAAUCCAGCG
This is a messenger RNA of Tachyglossus aculeatus (Australian echidna), 5837 nucleotides long. It is a transcript of the gene PDCD11, whose product is annotated as programmed cell death 11. Gene Ontology annotation, cellular component: nucleolus; small-subunit processome; nucleus. The transcript has 36 exons. Bases 20 to 5509 code for a protein of 1829 amino acids. Lineage: Eukaryota; Metazoa; Chordata; Mammalia; Monotremata; Tachyglossidae. Gene Ontology annotation, biological process: rRNA processing. Gene Ontology annotation, molecular function: RNA binding; protein binding. The record is from RefSeq and is a predicted model, not a curated record.